This is a messenger RNA of Didymodactylos carnosus, 2313 nucleotides long. Lineage: Eukaryota; Metazoa; Rotifera; Eurotatoria; Philodinida; Philodinidae. The record is from the annotation of a GenBank genome assembly.
AUGAGUUGGGGUAUUGAACUCUGGGAUCAAUUUGAAAAUGUUUCAAAAUUUACCGAUAAAAGUAUCCAAUUUUGUGAAAGAUAUGAAUCAUUUGUUAAAGAUCGAUGUACAAUAGAAGAAGAUUAUGCCAAAGCACUUAAAAAACUUACAAAAUCUUAUCAACCAAAACGUAAAGAAGAUGAAGAGUUUUAUGGCAAAUAUUCUUUUACAAUUGCCUUUAUCAAUACAUUGAAAGAAUUACAAGAUUUAGCUAGCCAACAUGAAUUAAUAUCUGAAAAUUUAAAAGAACGUGUUAUUAAACAAAUACAAACAACUGUUAAAGAAUGUCGGGAACAACGAAAAAAAUGUCUUGAUGAAUAUACCAAAAUAAAACGACAAUUAGAUAAACAACAUGAACUGAUGACAAAAGCUCUUAAGAAGUAUGAUGAAGCUCAUGAUUCUGCUCGGCGUGCAAAGGAUGGUUACGAAAAAGCACAUGAAGAUCUCGAUCUAUCUCGUGCUCAAUUAGAAAAGGCACGUGAUGCAAUGACAAUAAAAUCCAAGUUAUGUGAUGAAUCAAAAACAAAUUAUUCAACAAAUGUUCAAGCGUUUAACGAAGUACAACGUAUUUUCUAUGAGCGCCAACUGCCAUCGGUUUUAAAUGAUUUACAAGAGACUGAUCAUAAACGUUCAAAUGAAUUAAAAGAUUGUUAUUUUAAAUUUAUUCAGUCAAACUUAGAAGUGUUACCUCGCGUUGAGAAAUGUCUAGAAGAAAUGCAUAAACAAACACAACUGAUUAAUUCCAUUCAAGAUUGUAACAUUGUUAUUGAUGAUUACAAAUCGGGCUAUUUGAUACCAGAUGAUCAAAAAGAAAUUGAUUUAAACGAUAACGAAUCGACAUUUACAACACUAGUAAAUAAUAGUAACCAAAAUCAUAACAAUAAUAACAUUACAGAACAACAACUGUAUAAUAUCAAUUUAAAUAAUAGCACAUCACUCGAUAGCGCAAAUGGUUUAGGACGGUCGAAUACGUUGCGAAGUACGGGUAGUGAUCACAGUCAAAAUGGACAAACAUUGUAUGUUGGAAGUGCCGGAGGACAAGUGAAUGGUAUUCUGAAUAGUAAUAAUACACAAAUACUCGUUCAACCAACGAAAGGAACAGGAAAAAAAGGAACGGCAAAUACAAUACGAAAAAUAUUUGGCGGCGGAAGUUAUAAUACACAACGGAAGCCCAAUGGAUCAAGUUACGGUCAAAUACCAGCUACCACACCCUAUGGAACUCUUCCACCUGCUCAGCGUGUAAAAAAGUUUCAAGAACAUAUUAACAGUUGUAAAGUGGAUUUGGAUAAAAAACAAAAAGCCAGAGAAGGACUAUUAAAAAUGAGAGCUGUUUUUAUGGAAAAUCCAAAGUUUGGUCCUGAACAAGAAGUCAACGGACAACUAGUGACCAUUGAGGAACAAAUUGAAAAAUUAAUAGCUGAAAUAAAAAGAUUUGAAUCUUAUAUGCAAGAGCUAGAACGUUCGAGAUUAUCCGAUGCCGAUUCACGUUUACGUGCUAACUAUGGUUCUGAUUUAUCUAUUGGACAAACAAGUAUAAAUUCUAAUCCAGGAACACCCGCUCAAAAUCGCAGCACAAUGUAUUCUCGUCCCAAUUAUGUUGCAUCAGCAGCAUAUAAAAAUUUUAAUCAUCGUCUGUCAUCGUCAGCAGCGAAUAAUCUUAUAAAAUCGACUAUGAAUAAUCGACGAUGGUCCACAAUUGGCAAUUAUCUUUUACGUUCUAGUCCACCAGAUAUAUCUGACCAUGGUACGCCUAAUCAACAACAAACACAUUAUAAUAACAGUACUAAUAAAAAUUAUUACAGUCAUUCAUCAACGUAUCAACGUUUACCGUCAUUAAAUGCAACAACGACUGAACACGCUUCGGCAAGUCUUUCACCAAGAACAACAAACGAUCGUCGUUCACCAUCGUAUGAUCAUUCAUUAAAUGCAUCAUUCGACGAAGAAGAACAUUCGAUUAACGAAGAUUUAUCAUUACCAUCUUCCGGUCCUGUAACUGUACAUAACCGUUCAACUAUUUCUGUUGAACAAACAAUACGAUCGAAAGCAUAUGUUCUCUAUGAAUUCAAUGGUAAUGGUAGCAAUGGUCAAUAUGUAAAUGCUGUAUCCAUUUACGCAGGCGAAACUGUCGAUAUCCUUGAACAUGAUCAAGGUGAUGGAUGGACGCGAAUACAAAAAAUAGAUGGUACAAGUGGUUUUGUACCGUCUUCUUAUAUCAAACAAAUUAGACAAGAAGAUGAUACAAUAACAACACGUUUUGAAACUGGCCGAUUUUAA